GUUGCCAUGGCGGCGGCGGCGGGCGGCGGUUCGGCGCCGCGGUUCUGGGUGCUGCGCUGCUGCUCCUGCCGCCGCUUCCAAGUGCAGCAGGCCAAGCGGAGCGGGAAGUGGAGCUGCUGCGUCUGCGGCCAGCGGCAGGCAGUGCAGAAGAUUUAUGGCCAGGGGUCUGGCCAGGACUGCAGGCGCCAUGUCCAAAAAUUAAACUUGCUGCAGGGUGAGGCAGAGGAAGCAGUCGCCUGGACAUCUUGGGGUGUAGAAGACUCUGUAGGUGACAGCAAAAAUGUAGCAGCCCAAUGUGAAGACAGCUCGGUACAGCAGGAGGGUAGGGCAGAAGUCAGUCGCUGGAGUAAAUACCUGGACAAGGAGAACGAAGAUGAGGAGGAAGAGGCAACCACAGAAAAGCAGCAGUUCUGUUCCCAGAGGAAGAACACUGUGGAAGGACAAAGGAAACACCAGAAGGGCUUCCUCCUCAGUGAUGUUCAGGAGCAUACAGAAGAAAGUGGAGUUUUCCAGCUUGCCUGCCAAGCCAAAAAGCGCAGGAAAUGUUUGGUAGCAGUGCCUGAUCGGGAUGAUGGAGAUACAGCAGGAACCAUAGUGUCUCCAGAAACUGUCUGUGAGUCUGUAGUGCCUGAGGAGACUACACAAACCCCAACUGCUUCUACCAAGCCCUCCAAGUGGGACAAAUUCCUGUCCUGUUCUGACAGCUCUAGCAAACAUGCUGCCAGGGCUACCCUGUCACCACAGGAGGGCAGUGGAAGGUUGGGGGUACACAGCAUCACUGCACCAGAUGCUGGUAUGGCCAGUAGGUGCUCAGAACUAACUGGAAGAACUCUACCUCCGGGUACAGGUUUGCAGUUUAGGAAGUGUGUUGUUAGCACCCAGCAGAUUGACUCAAAACUGCCUGGCCCCAUGGAGCCCAGCACCGGUUGCUCAGUUAAGGAGGAUACAUUGUUCCAAGAACCUCAAAGCCACCUGCUAAGGGCAGGACCUGGUGUAGAGACCACUGCAGGAAGGUGCUCUUUGAACAGCACAAGGAGGGCAAACACAUUUGUGAACUCUAACAUCAGGUCAAAGCUUAGCAAUGUUUCUUGUAAACAGUUCUUCUGCACAGGUGAGGAGUUUGAUGAUGACCUAUGAGGAGUUCAGCCCAGCUUUAGCCUUUCCUGUUUUUUGAUAUGUUGAAUAUUGAGACAUGAUUUUGAAGUGAAGGUGGCUUUAAGCCCUACAGAACUGCACUAUUAAAGCUGUUUACUUGCUCUGUGGCUGUGGUUGGAGGAAGGGUAUGAGGAUGGAGGAGACUGCAGUGGGCAAGUACUAGGGUUACACAUUGUCUAGCAACAUCGUCAGAUAGAAGUAAGAAUGGAAGUAGGUCAGCUUGAAGGCAGAGAGCUCCCAAGCCCUAAGGAUGUCUGACUGGUACAAUGAAAUGCUGUGAUUAAGUCCCCAUUAAAGUACAGCUCUUUUCUCCUGUACUAUUGCUUUGUUUAAA
Messenger RNA from Dryobates pubescens (Downy woodpecker), 1489 nucleotides. It is a transcript of the gene MRNIP, whose product is annotated as MRN complex interacting protein. NCBI's taxonomy places the organism in Eukaryota, Metazoa, Chordata, Aves, Piciformes, Picidae. Gene Ontology annotation, cellular component: nucleus. Bases 7 to 1137 code for a protein of 376 amino acids. Gene Ontology annotation, biological process: mitotic G2 DNA damage checkpoint signaling. The transcript has 7 exons. The record is from RefSeq and is a predicted model, not a curated record. Gene Ontology annotation, molecular function: chromatin binding.